Messenger RNA from Acytostelium subglobosum LB1, 303 nucleotides. RefSeq lists its product as hypothetical. The record is from RefSeq and is a predicted model, not a curated record. Bases 1 to 303 code for a protein of 100 amino acids. NCBI's taxonomy places the organism in Eukaryota, Evosea, Eumycetozoa, Acytosteliales, Acytosteliaceae. The transcript is spliced from 3 exons. Gene Ontology annotation, cellular component: mitochondrion.
AUGUCGUUGCCAUCGACUAGAACAAAGGUGUUGUAUCUGUAUAGAAGGAUAUUCAGAAUGGCCAAUCAAUGGGAGAAGCCAACAGAGAAAGAGGAUAUAAGGACAGAGGCUAGAAUAUCAUUUAGAAGGAACAAGGAUCUGAAAGAUGUUACAGAAAUCGAUGAGAAGAUUGAGGAGGCAAGAUCAAGGAUGUUGCUGGCCUUGCACUACAAGAUACCAUACCCAAAGAAGAGUUACGCACCAAAGUCACAAGGAGUGAUGCCUGCCCACAAUGACCCAAACAACGAAGCAAACAUCAAUUGA